AUGGCCAGCAAUGCCAAGAAAUUUUCGGGCUCCUCCAGAACGCUGGGGCUGCAGUCUGUUCUGGGUGUAAGUGUUCCCUCAUCCUCAGCUCUUUCCUACGGCCGCUCUAGUGAUCAGGCCCUGGAUCUGAGACGAGCUGAGAGCACGAAAGCUGACAAGGAUGAAGAAGCCCAACAACAGAGCCAGGAGAAAGGGGGGCAGCUUAUUAGGGCAGAGGAGGGGAGCUGUGGGGCCCAACCUGGAACAGUCUGCUUAGCCCCUGAUAAGUUACAACUGGCCAAGGUGCAGGCCACAGACUUCAAGGAGCAGACCUGUGGGACACAGAGUUCCCAGUCUCGCCGAGGGCGCGUGGACAAGGAAACACAGGUCUUGAUUCGCUUCGGCCUCCUGCACGAACAGGUGUGCCGGACCCAGGGCUGUGAUGCGAAGGCCUCCGAAGCUCCCCAGAGCUGUGAGCCUCAGUUUCCUUCCUGCAAAGUGGGCCUGAGCGCGACCCUGCCUCCAGAUCACGACCACACCGGACCUCAUCUGCCCACCCGCCUUACCCUGCCUCCAGCGCCGGCGGAGGUGGGAGACGAGGCGCCCCACUCGGCGGUCCCCGCACCGCCCCGGGGGCGGAGCCCACGUCGGCCCCGCCCCCUCGGCGCCGCGCUGGCCGCGGCGCGGGACUGCGGGGACUGCGGCUGGGGGCUGGCGCGCCGCGGCCUGGCGGAGCACGCGCAUCUGGCGCCACCAGAGCUGCUGCUGCUGGCGCUCGGCGCGAUCGGCUGGACAGCACUGCGGGCAGUGGCCACCACACGCCUCUUUCGGCCCCUGGCCAAGCGAUGCCGCCUCCAGCCCAGAGAUGCAGCCAAGAUGCCCGAGAGCGCCUGGAAGUUUCUCUUUUAUCUCGGUGCCUGGAGCUACAGCGCCUACCUGCUCUUCGGCACUGACUACCCCUUCUUCCACGACCCGCCCUCUGUCUUCUACGACUGGAAGCCAGGCAUGUCCGUGCCGUGGGACAUCUCGGCAGCCUACCUCCUGCAGGGCAGCUUCUACGGCCAUUCCAUCUAUGCCACGCUCUACAUGGACUCCUGGCGCAAGGACUCGGUGGUCAUGCUCAUCCACCACAUGGUCACCCUGGUCCUCAUCGUCUCCUCCUAUGCCUUCAGGUACCACAACGUAGGAGUCCUUGUGUUAUUUCUGCAUGACAUCAAUGAUGUGCAGCUCGAAUUCACCAAGCUCAAUGUCUACUUCAAAUUCCGGGGCGGCACCUACUAUCGCCUGCACUCGCUGGCCUCCAACCUGGGCUGUGUCAGCUUCAGUGUCAGCUGGUUCUGGUUCCGGCUCUACUGGUUCCCACUCAAGGUCCUGUAUGCCACGUGGCACUGCAGCUUGCGCUCAGUCCCUGACAUCCCCUUCUACUUCUUCUUCAACGCGCUGCUGCUGGCGCUGACUCUCAUGAACCUCUACUGGUUCCUGUACAUCGUGGCCUUCGCUGUUAAGAUGUUGACGGGCCAGAUGCCUGAGCUGAGGGACGUGCGGGACUACGACUCUGUGGCGGAGACCCCCAGGCCCAAGCCCAGCAAAGACGAGUGA
Elephantulus edwardii (Cape elephant shrew) is the source of this 1578-nucleotide messenger RNA. RefSeq names its product ceramide synthase 1 (gene CERS1). Gene Ontology annotation, molecular function: sphingosine N-acyltransferase activity. The transcript is spliced from 9 exons. NCBI's taxonomy places the organism in Eukaryota, Metazoa, Chordata, Mammalia, Macroscelidea, Macroscelididae. Gene Ontology annotation, biological process: ceramide biosynthetic process. Gene Ontology annotation, cellular component: membrane. The coding region runs from base 1 to 1578 and encodes 525 amino acids. The record is from RefSeq and is a predicted model, not a curated record.